Molecule: messenger RNA, 1506 nt
Organism: Penicillium brasilianum
Lineage: Eukaryota; Fungi; Ascomycota; Eurotiomycetes; Eurotiales; Aspergillaceae
Source: the annotation of a GenBank genome assembly
AUGGGGACAGCACAAACGCCGUACACGUACGACGAGAAGACUGUCAAUGCCACAGAUGAAACAGGGCAGGAUGUCAUUGUCGGCGAACAUACUGACUAUCAACCCUCUCCUGAAGAGGAGCGACGACUUCUAUGGAAGUUGGAUUUGUUUAUGAUCCCAACGAUGGGCCUUUGCUACAUGUUGCAGUACAUGGAUAAACUUGCGCUUAGCCAGACAACUCUCAUGGGUAUACGAGCCGAUCUUCACCUGGUUGGCCAGGAAUAUACUUGGUGCUCUGCCAUCUUUUAUUUUGGUUAUCUCGCAUGGAGUGGACCCACUUCCUAUCUGAUUGUUCGCCUUCCCCUAGGCAAAUAUCUAGCUGUCUCUGUAUUCUUGUGGGGUGGAGUUCUCAUGUGCCAUGCUGCCUGCCAGAAUUAUGCCGGUUUAGUCACUGCUCGGUUUUUCCUUGGUGUUGGCGAAGCCGCUGUGGCACCAGGAUUUGGUCUCAUUACUGGAAUGUUCUACAAGAGAGAAGAGCAACCCGCUCGCCAAGCAGCAUGGUUUAUCGGUAAUUGCGUUGCUAACAUCUUUGGUGGUUUGAUCGCGUAUGGUAUUGGAAACUCCGCAUCGGGAAUCCAAAGCUGGCGCCUCUUGUUCCUCGCUCUUGGAGCAAUCACCUGUGGUUAUGCCGUCAUCCUGUUCUUCAUUCUUCCCGAUUCUCCCGCCAAAGCUUCUUUCCUGACCGAAUCCGAACGGAGGAUUGCGGUGCAGCGAACACUGAAGAACAAGACAGGCUCAAAUCAGGUGACGGAAGCAUUCAAAUGGAGUCAAGUUGCCGAUGCUGCGAAAGACCCGCAGGGCUGGUGCCUGGUGCUUUACACUUUCUGCGUCAAUCUUGCUAAUGGCGGGCUGACUAGCUUCUCCGCCAUCAUUAUCGCAGGCUUUGGAUACUCGAAUUUCAAGUCACUCUUGCUUCAGAUGCCAAUGGGACUUUCCCAGCUAGUGUUUCUCAUCAUCACCGCCGCCAUCGCGACAUACAUCCCAUCAUCACGCAUUAUGGCCAUGAUGCUGAAUGUGACGGUCGCCGUUAUCGGUGUCGUUUUGAUCUACACGCUUGAUGACUUCCACAAAGUUGUCAAAUUAGUUGGCUUGGCCUUUGUUGCCGCAUUUGCAGCCAACAUCCCACUCUCCCUGAGUAUCAUUACCUCUAACGUCGCCGGAACCACAAAGCGAAGCACAAUCAGUGUUGCUAUGUUCGCCGCUUACUGCGUGGGCAAUAUCGUAGGACCUCAAUUCUUCUAUGCCUCGCAGGAGCCGGUGUACUCAAGUGGUAUUGAAGCAUCGCUGUGUGGACUUGCACUCGGCGUGUUCUUCUUGGGGUGUUUGCUCGUUUACUAUGCCUGGGAGAACAAAAGACGGGAUCGGAAGAAUGGGGUGGCAUCCGAGAUUGUUGAUGCUCACGAUCUUAUCGAGGAGCAGACCAACAAGACUGACAAGGAGAUACCUAGCUUCCGCUACACUCUGUGA